AAAUCACAUAAUGGAAUAUUUUACUAUAAAAAGAUGUCCUGCUGUGACAAUUACGAGAAUCGUAACGGAAAAUGUGAACCGUGUGCUAUCGGGUUCAUCUCAGCUGCUGAAUCAACAUGUGUACCAUGUCCAAGAAACACAUUUGGUAUGAAAUGUGCAGAAUACUGCCACUGCAAAUUAGAUCAGAGAUGUGAUAACGAAAUGGGAUGUAUCAAAGUGGAACAAACAACAUUGCUAACAACCAACGAUACUGCAAAAAGUGAAGAAUAUUUGGUUACCAAUUUGACACAAACAACAUUAUCAUAUCAAGAGGGCACAACAAACAUACUACGUCCCAUUAUAUCACAGAUUAAAAUCCAGAACCACAGAGACAUUUUGAAUGGUACCCACCCAUACAUUCCAAGAGGUUAA
Messenger RNA from Mytilus californianus (California mussel), 411 nucleotides. RefSeq lists its product as uncharacterized. The record is from RefSeq and is a predicted model, not a curated record. Bases 34 to 411 code for a protein of 125 amino acids. NCBI's taxonomy places the organism in Eukaryota, Metazoa, Mollusca, Bivalvia, Mytilida, Mytilidae. The transcript has 4 exons.